AUGUCUACCAUCAAUACCCCACGUCCAUUGGCUUUCUCUCGGGAAUUUCAUCACGAUCUAAUCUGCAGUGCUUCAAGAUCUGGUCUUGUCCCACUUUAUCCUACGAACUCUACUUCUGAGUCGUCUUCUAGUUUCAAGUUUCCUAGUCGACCAUCUUCCAAUCAAGAAGCUCAAGUUUCAACUAAAACUUCGGAUUUGAAACACGAUUCUAUCACAACAGAAAAACCUCAACACCAUAGGGACCUUACCAUCACCAAUCCUAAACCUUGUCUUGUUAUAAUUUGUGUGAACUGCAACAAAUCUACAGCAUGGUUCAGUCCACCUACGCCACAAUCUCAGCCUCUCGUCGAUCCUCAAACCGACGAUCAUCAUUCCACUGGAUCUAAUCACAGUUCCAACAUCCUCAACACACACUCAUCUACCUCAUCCCUCAACAAUUCAAGCUCAAAUCAAGCUCCGAUUCCAUCCCCCGAAUCACUACAUCAAUCGAGCUUACGACAUGGCUCUCGACAACCUCACUCCCCUUUCUCACGUCCCCAACAUCCCUCGACGUGUCCGUCCCUCUUCCCCACAUCUCCAAAGGAUCAACCAACAGCUCCCACUUGGAUUUCUGGUCAGAUUCAUGGCAUUUGUUCCGAAUGUCAAACCGCUUCUCAAACUGGCUCUGGUUUACGUCAUGCUAAAGUCUCGGGAGAUGUGCUAUCUCAUCCAUCGAAGCCUCGUCCCAUGUCUUUACUCUCUGAUGUCACUCCCUUGUCGGCUUCAUCCUGUUCUUCGGGCUCCUUCCCAUCAUCCACAUCAAUCCCUCUUGAUCUCGAUGAUGAAGAUGGUGGCCACUCUCUAGCUUCAAGUCCCUCAUCUGCGCAAGUGAUCUCAGUAGCCUCUGUCAAGCCUUUCCGACUAUCAUUCCCUGAAGUCGUCUCAAUGCGCCAACGGAAUCUGAAACCUUCGACCCCUCCAGAACUCCCGCAACUUGACAAGCCUGAUGGGUCCCGUCAUUCACCUGAACAUGUGAUCAAGCUUGACUUACCACCUCGUCGAAAGGCCCGCAGGGGCACACCACCCACCGCCGUGUCCGAAUCUCAGACCAGUGACCUUGCACGUCCAGAUGCAGGUCAUACUUCUGAAAUUUCGAGUCCACCUGCACGUAGUGCUCCCUCUGCAAAGCGUCCGGCCACUGCUGCUACCGUCACCCCUGCAAGCCACUCCAUCGUUCGUCAAAACUCGAGUCAUGGUCUUCUUGGUCGGUUCAUGAGUAGCCCACUCAUGGAAUUUAAGCGUCGUCCAAACACUGCUACUGGCUCUUCGACUCACGGUCCCACUGUCAAGACUCCAAGCCCAACUGUGGAGGAGCUUCGCAGCCCGUUACCAACUCCCCGGCCGAUCACUCCUGCUAGCCACCUUACUCAGCACCGUACAUUUGCAUCCGCCCCGUCCCUUGCGGCCUUCCAACGGCCAGCGACAGCAACGACACCCAUUUCGCCUCCGUUUGCUGACGCUCCGGCUGGUGCUAUUCGACGACCGGCAACUGGAAUGGGCAGUCGAGCUCUUGAUUCCUUACCUACCAAGUCAUCAGGACCUUUGACUUUUCCUGACUCCACCACACCUCAUGACUUUUCGUACAUCCCUUCUUGGACAAAUGGUGAUCAAAAGCGUUCACAAACUGCGAUCCAACGAGUUGAACCACCCAAGAAAUCCUCUCGUAGUGUACCCUCGACGCCAAUGAAUCCGAAAUUCAAAUCAAAUGGAUCAACCCCAUCAGGUGAAAUUGGGCUUGAAGCGAUGAAGAAUCCAAUUCAAGCUCAUGCUUCAGUUUCGAAACUACCACCUGAAGAUUUCCAUAGUAAAUCUAGGAGUUUGACGAUGUCAAUCUUUCCAAGACCAUCUUCUGAUACCUUCAGACCUGGUCAAAGUUUGAUUGUGUACCUACGACGAGCUCCUAAGAAGAAGUUUGGUACGAUUGGAGUGGUGUUGAGUGGUAGAAUGAUUGAAAGUAGGAAUGGAUCGAGUCAUGAGUUUAUGAAGGUGAUCAAGCCGGUAUUGACGAGUGGUGGGGUUUGUAAUGAUGCUAGGGUGAUUGGAGUUAAUGGAGAUGAAUGGGCGGUUGAGAUUACGAUUCCAGAGUAUGCGACUUGUGCUUGUACUCCUGGUCCUCUUCCUCUUCCGUCUGCGGGGAGCAAUCCUUUGGGUGAGGUGAUUUAUACGAUUCAACUAUUAGCUGAAAAGAAACAGCUAAUCAGCUCGCAAGAAACGAUUUUGGUCAAAUUUCAUUUGACUAAAGCUGAAAAUAGAGGAAUCGGAAGUCAAUUAACAACUAGACCUGCUAGUGUUAAAUCAUCCAAAGGAAAGAUUGUGUUUGGAGCUGGGCAUUUGGGAUCGAUUGAGGAUUAUAGCUUGAGUCAUCAUCUCUACUUUUAUCAUCCAGAAAGAGUUGAAAUCUUUUAUGCAUUUGAGGUUAGGUUUGGACCACAUUCCAAUUUACCAACUCAAGUCAUUGAUCAAUUAGCACACUCUGCUAAAGUUGAAUUAAGAUAUUUAAUUGGAGAAGAUAAAAGGAUGAUGAAGGGAGUGAUUGAUCAUCGGGUUAGAGGUUGGAGACCUAUUGAAAAUGGUUGGAUGAUUAACGGUUCACUUGAAGUAAAAGAUGUAGGAGCACUAAUUUCACCUACCACAUCAACUUAUUCUUCUAAUAUCAGUCAUUCGACUUCGGCCAAUACUUUUAAACAAAAGAAGUAUGAAAUCGAAAGAGAAAAGACUUCCUUGAAGAUUAAAAAGGAAUUAUUUUUGAUUGUCUGUAUGGAAGAAUCUAGUCAGAUUGGGAUCUUGAAUGGUAAAAAAUUAGAAUUAUCCACUUUACUUGGUGAUACUGUUUUAUCUAAAUGUCCUUUGAGGAUUUUGGGAUUCCAACCUUGAAUUCAAUAGGUCGGAUGGAAGGGACGGUUGAGAUGUUGAGGUUGAGGUUGAAAGUGAUCUAGGGGGGGUUCGUUUUUUUUUCGUUUUUUUCUUCAUUACUUGUAUACGUUUUCUUUUAUAUAAUGUUUUCUUUUCAAAGUUGUCUGUUUAAGUGUUUGUUCGUUUUCUUUCCUUGAAGAUCUGUAAAUCAUUUUCUUUGCCGUUUCUUUUUUAUUUCAUAGUUGGACUAUCUUCUUUGAAAAGAAUCCCCCAAAAAAAUCCUGGAUGUUUCUUUUUUCAUCUAUUUGUCUUGUAUAGUUAAACCAAAGUUACAAAAAAAGAUUUGUACCGUUUCUUUUUUUUGUCUUUCUUUUUUUUACUUUUCUUAAAAAUGUUGGUUUCUUUUUUCUUUUUGAAAACUAGUGAGAAAGAACAGAAUGGAAACUUUAUUUCCUUCUUUGUUUUUAAUAAAAUAAUAAAAUUCAAUCUUUUUUUUACCAUG
Melampsora larici-populina 98AG31 is the source of this 3394-nucleotide messenger RNA. RefSeq lists its product as uncharacterized. The coding region runs from base 1 to 2913 and encodes 970 amino acids. The transcript has 7 exons. The record is from RefSeq and is a predicted model, not a curated record. Lineage: Eukaryota; Fungi; Basidiomycota; Pucciniomycetes; Pucciniales; Melampsoraceae.